AUGAUUACUGCAUCAGCAACUACCCAUAAAAAUCGCACCGCGUUCCAGUGGGGUGGAACCGUCGCUGCCAUAAUUCUGUUAAUUGUUAACCGAGCAGGGAGAAGGUCGUCAAAGCACACUUCUCUUCUUGUGAUAUAUCUCUUCAUAUGUUUCCCCACAAUGCUCUUCAAGAUUCUCCGGGGUCAAUUCGGACGUUGGGUAGCCUUUCUUGCAGUUGCAGCUAACCUCUUCUUCCCUCAAGAUUUUCACGCAUCUCGGUUUCCUUUAUUCGUCAUCAUUCCUGACUGGCUGGCCGUUGAACUGCGUGAUAGUGCUGCUGUUGGGGGUAUUCUUUGUCUGAUAAUUGGAGUGACGCUUGUUUUAAUGGAGAUUGGACAGAUUGGACUUACUGACUGGAGAUUCAGACCUAAUCUCUCACGAGGUGAUGGAAAUGGGAGUACAAGUAAUGGUAGUCUGAUUCUUGGGUAA
Molecule: messenger RNA, 468 nt
Organism: Fraxinus pennsylvanica
Lineage: Eukaryota; Viridiplantae; Streptophyta; Magnoliopsida; Lamiales; Oleaceae
Source: the annotation of a GenBank genome assembly